CGACUCGGGGUUAGAACAGAAGCAUCAGUCGUUGGCAUCCAUUCGUUACGAUAAUACUUCGCAGCCACAAAAAUCUCACAACACCACAGUUAAGGAAAAGGAAUACCAAAAACUAGGCAGAUUGCUGGAAAUUUUGAACCAUUAAAAAUUUUUUGCUUAACAUAUAAAAAUGUUCAAAGUUUGCAUGCUCUCAAUGGCCUUUUUGGCUUUAGCCUCAGCCAAAUCUGUUGCCAAUGAUGACAAUACUCCCACCGUCCCAGAGUUGUGUGCUCUGUUACCAGGUGCCACCAUUCUUCGUCCAAAUUCCUGCACCAAUUGGGUUAAAUGCCCGCCGUUUACAAAUUCCACGGACUAUGAAGAGGGCUCCUGUGUUUUUGGACUGUACUUCAACAAGGACGAGGGCAUGUGCAUGUACAAAGAAGAAAUGGAAUGCCCCUAUGAAUCCUCCAACACUGUAGCAGGAAACCGUUGCGCUCGUGAAAAUGAAGGAACCUUCAUGGCCGACCAUGGAAAUUGCAAUGGCUAUGUUUACUGCAAGGAUGGCAAGGAAAUGAAAUCCCAGUGUCCCAAUAACCUGGUGUUUGAUCCUAAACGCUCUGAAUGCGUUUAUGAAUUCCAAUACACUUGUCCGUCCGCCAGACCCUCAAAUAAGAGCAACCCCAUUUGCUUGUCUUUCCCCAAUAAUGUCUAUUUUGCCGAUCCCGAUGAUUGCACCAAAUACAGUCAUUGCCUCAACGGAUCUCUAGUAACCUACGAAUGCGGCGAAGAUCAAGCCUGGGACCAUCACAAGGGUAUUUGCGUACCCACCUCCGAAGUUGUUUGCUUGCCCACAUCCAAGAAACCUGAACCAGAAAGUGAAGUCUGUGGCACCAAGACCACGGUGCUGGUUGGCCCCAUUAGCGAUGGUGUCUCAUGCAGUGGCUACUACUUCUGCAAGAAAAUGGAAAAUAACACACGCGAUCGCAAACCUGAACAUUUCACCUGUGCCCCCGGCUACUUCUUUGACAACGAUACUCUCUCGUGUCGCGAUCGUUUGAAUGUCAAAUGUUCGCAUGACCGCUGCGAGGGUAUGGAUAAUAAAUAUGUCAAUGUACCUGGCGACUGCAAGGCCUAUGCCUUGUGCAAAAACAAUGUGUCAACCACCAAGGGCAAUUGUCCCAACAAUUACUUCUUUGACGAACGCACCCAAGGUUGUACACCUAGAGUGGUGAGCUAUGCUGCUUGUUCCGCCUAAGGAAGUGAUGGAAAAAAAAAAUAGUGAAAAAGAAAGAAGAAAGGCGUUGAGUAAUUUUCAAGGAAGUUUUCAAACCAUUGUCAUUGAUCUUUUUGGUGAAUUUUAAUAAAAAUCCCUAAACAAAUUAA
Molecule: messenger RNA, 1362 nt
Organism: Stomoxys calcitrans (stable fly)
Lineage: Eukaryota; Metazoa; Arthropoda; Insecta; Diptera; Muscidae
Product: peritrophin-44
Exons: 2
Coding region: 170-1234 (354 amino acids)
Cellular component (GO): extracellular region
Molecular function (GO): chitin binding
Source: RefSeq, a predicted model, not a curated record